UGACCCUGAGGCUGACCAGUUGACAGACUAACGUGCGGGCCGAGCCGGCGCUGAGGCGAGCAGGGCAGCAAUGCUGAACAAGUUCCUGGGGCCACGCUACAAGGAGCUGGUCAAGUACUGGCUUCCCACAGCAGGCACAUGGAGUGCUGUUGGUGCCGUGGGGCUGGUUUGGGCCACUGACUGGCGUCUGAUUCUGGAUUGGGUACCAUACAUCAAUGGCAAAUUUAAGAAGGACAAUUAAGCUAUCUUUUCAAUCUUAUGGUCUAGGGAUGGAAGACUUCUUGGGGACUGCUCUUCUCGGGGAAUCCUGAUCGGACACAGAUGUGAAAUGCUCAGAAUGGACUCCAAGGACCUUGAUGUCUUUAAAUGAGCAACUUUGAUGUAUACUUGUAUUGGAAUAAUUAAACCUCCCUCUGAAACAUGAAAAAAAAAA
Dromiciops gliroides (monito del monte) is the source of this 433-nucleotide messenger RNA. RefSeq names its product cytochrome b-c1 complex subunit 10-like. The coding region runs from base 71 to 241 and encodes 56 amino acids. The transcript has a single exon. Lineage: Eukaryota; Metazoa; Chordata; Mammalia; Microbiotheria; Microbiotheriidae. Gene Ontology annotation, cellular component: mitochondrial inner membrane. Gene Ontology annotation, biological process: mitochondrial electron transport, ubiquinol to cytochrome c. The record is from RefSeq and is a predicted model, not a curated record.